Molecule: messenger RNA, 414 nt
Organism: Aspergillus puulaauensis
Lineage: Eukaryota; Fungi; Ascomycota; Eurotiomycetes; Eurotiales; Aspergillaceae
Exons: 2
Coding region: 1-414 (137 amino acids)
Source: RefSeq, a predicted model, not a curated record
AUGGUAAUGGACGAGAGACCAAUCGCGGAACUCAAGAAGCGCUGGAUCGAUAUCCAAGACGAUAAGCACAAAGCCCGCGAAGUCCGCAAAGUGUACGGUUUGGAUGAGGUGGACGGUGACUGGUACUUUGAUGAGGAAUACGACAAAGAGCGCCAUGUGUCAUUCAGCUCAUCAACUGAUGAAGAUGAAGACGAAGACGAAGAUAUGGAGGAGGACGACAGCCUCUCUAGGCGGCCCAAGACGAAGAGGAUUUACUAUAUCGACAACGAAUUCACCCUUGAUGAGGUGCUCCUCCUCCAUCAAAUCGCCGCGGAUUGGAAAAAGGACCGCUGGAAGACCAUAAGUAGUCGAUUUAACGAGAAGACUGGCCGAGACAUCACUCCGGGUCAAGCAAAGUCGGUUAUCGAUGACUAG